This is a messenger RNA of Pelobates fuscus (common spadefoot toad), 1024 nucleotides long. RefSeq names its product LSM12 homolog (gene LSM12). NCBI's taxonomy places the organism in Eukaryota, Metazoa, Chordata, Amphibia, Anura, Pelobatidae. The transcript is spliced from 5 exons. Gene Ontology annotation, molecular function: RNA binding. Bases 83 to 667 code for a protein of 194 amino acids. The record is from RefSeq and is a predicted model, not a curated record.
UGCCCCGGUUCCAACGCUGGCUGUUUAAAGCUGCGUGCUGAGGUCGCUGCUGCUAAAGCACGUCACGCAGCCCGGCAGGAAGAUGGCGGCUCCGGGGGAAUACUUCAGCGUCGGCUCCCAGGUCUCAUGCCGGACCUGCCAAGAGACACGGCUGCAGGGGGAGGUGGUGGCCUUCGACCAUCAGAGCAAAAUGCUGGCGCUCAAAUGCCCCUCCACUAGCGGGAAACCUAAUCACGCUGACAUUUUACUGCUCAACUUGCAGUAUGUGUCUGAUGUAGAGGUACUGAAUGACCGCACACAGACUCCUCCUCCAUUAGCCAGCCUAAACAUAAAUAAGCUUGCAAGCAGAGCUCGACAGGAGAAGGAGGAGAAGAUGAGCCAGGCGUACGCCAUCAGUGCUGGAGUGUCCGUGGAUGGACAGCAACUAUUCCAGACUAUACACAAGACGAUAAAGGACUGUAAAUGGCAGGAAAAAAAUAUAGUAGUCAUGGAGGAGGUAAUUAUAUCUCCUCCUUACCAAGUGGAGAACUGCAAAGGAAAAGAGGGUAGCGCUCUCGGACAUGUCCGCAAAGUAGUUGAGAAACAUUUUAGAGAUGUUGAAAGUCAGAAGGGGGUGCAAAGAAACCCUAUCCAGCCUGCACAGAAAGAGACCAGUACGUCCUCCUGAGCCCUCCACCUACGUUGGAUUCACCUUCUCCUGAGCUACCUGCUCUUCUCACCACCAGGGUGGGAGCCCUGACGAGAGCCAGAAGGGGUGGAUGACACACAGGGGUGUGGUGAACAAGAAGUGGGGUGGGAAAGGGUAGCUUUUAUUUCCGGACUAGUUCCUCUCAACCCUUUCCUUGAAUGGCCAUUAUUCUUAAUAUGGCUUUCAUAGGGAAGGGGUUCAGGGGCAUACUGAGCUAUAGAAGACUCAAAGGGCUCCAGUUUCUUUUUAGCCGGUCCGGCUUGAAUUCGGAAUUACCCUUCGGCAUUGCAUUUCUUCCACAUCGGAUGUUUUUUGUUUUGUUUGUUUUUUUUCUCU